Anopheles funestus (African malaria mosquito) is the source of this 8680-nucleotide messenger RNA. RefSeq names its product protein suppressor 2 of zeste (gene Su(z)2). Gene Ontology annotation, molecular function: promoter-specific chromatin binding. Gene Ontology annotation, biological process: negative regulation of transcription by RNA polymerase II. Gene Ontology annotation, cellular component: PRC1 complex. The record is from RefSeq and is a predicted model, not a curated record. The coding region runs from base 1018 to 5538 and encodes 1506 amino acids. The transcript has 6 exons. Lineage: Eukaryota; Metazoa; Arthropoda; Insecta; Diptera; Culicidae.
UCGGGUUGUUCGGCGUUCGGUUCAUCGCCAUCAUCAGCAUCGUGAUCAUCAUCGUCAUCAGCAGCCGCCGUCGUCAGCAGCGCCAUCGCACACCUUGGGAGGCUUGUGCGUUCGGUUCGCGGCAUUCGCGCGUCAGUCUCGUGUCGACGGCGAAGAAGCGCGAAGGUCUGUCUCGGUACCGGGCACACUAGGUACGCCAUCUGUGAAAACGGGCCAGCCAGCAGGGUCACAGUCGUGUUGGAAGGGGGCAGGGCGGCGAGGUGAGUGUGCGCGACGCGAAAAACCUUGCCAUUGUGUUUGUGUGCGUGUGAGUAAAACGAGUUUUUGUUACUCUCGCUCGCUCUCGCGCCUUUCGUUGGUUUGGUGUACUGUGGUGGAAUUUGUGUGUGCGUGAGCCCUAUUUCGCUCGCACUCGCUCGUAGCAGGGUUUGCUUUACACAGUGUGCUGCGCGUGUGUGUUUGUGUGUAGGGCUUUUUUGUAGGCAACAUCUAGCAACCGUAGAUUCGAUCUUGCCUGGUAGUGGAGCACCGUGUGUUCGAGCGCACGCGUGCCUAUGUGUGCGAGUGUACACUAUACGGCGGGUCUGUGUGCGUGCGUGUGUGAGUGAGGGUUGAAGUACGCGCGUUAACAGUGCGAAGAGAAAUCUCAUCCCCCAGUGAGCGAGAGAGUGAAAGGGGGUGGAUGGGCGAGCAAUGUUCGCUCUCUGUUUCACCCGUACGCAGUGGUUGAUGUACUCUGUAAGCGGUGUAUUUGAAUAAAGUAAAUAAAUCGUUUUUGAAAAGAUAUAGAAAAUCACUAUACAUUGGAUAAUAACAUGUGUCCAUAAACAAGUUUAAGUAUAUAGAUGUGUGUGCUUGUGUGUAGUUUAUGCGUCUGUAUGUGAAGUGUAAUUCCACAGCACACGAACACCCUAAGGAAUAAUAAGGAUUACACAAACGCUAAAGGAUUACGAAACCACCCACGGUUCGUAACGUGUGGCCCGUAUUUGCAACAGACACACAUAAAAAACGCACGGAAUGACAAGUGCUGCAGCAAUGAUAAGCGGUGGUGGUGGUGGUGGCGGUUUUGUCGAGGGAGGCACCACAAUCCGGCCUAGCCUGAAGGAUUCACGGACGAGCCUUGUGCCGACGCCAGAGCACGCCGGCAGCACCAGGCGCAGCAGUACGCGAUCACCCUCGUCCUCUUAUUCGUCCACAUCACCGGCCUUGCCUAUGGCCGGUAUGAUGAUGCACGAGCCGGAACGCAUCCGAAGGCGCGGUUCGGGUGCGGGCGGUAACAAGCGGCGGCGCGUCAAGGACUUCAACGACAGCAUAACUUGCACCCUCUGCAAUGGCUACCUGGUCGAGGCGACCAGCGUCAACGACUGUUUGCAUGCAUUUUGCCGAUCGUGCAUCGUGAAAUACCUCGAGUGCAACAAGUACUGUCCCCGCUGCAAGUCGUACAACAGCAAACCGAUUACGGUCGCUAAUUUAAGACCGGAUCGAACACUUCGGGCACUCGUCUACAAGCUGGUGCCAGGUUUGCACAAAUCCGAAAACCAAAGAAUAGUUCAGUUUUAUGCUUCAAUUUCGAGCAACAUCGUCCCAUCGGAGGAGGAUGAUCCGACCGGCCAGGGUACGUUUCAGCUGCUCGACGAUCAAAACUUCUUCUCCCCGGAUGAACCAAUCAGUCUGUCGCUGGAGUAUCAUUAUGAUACGGUGGCAGGGCAUGGUGGCACAUCCAGCGGUCAGCUGCCCAUUACCUAUCUGCAGUGUCCGGCCGCCGUUACCGUGCACCAUUUGUACAAAUUUAUCCUCACGAAGAAUGGGCUGCAGGUCGGCUCGGACAACAUUCGGGUGGAAAUUAUCUACGAGGAGGAGAUCCUGUCGCAUGAUUUCACGCUGAUGGAUGUGGCGUACUGUUUCGACUACAAGCGGAUAGCACCGAUGCGGUUUUUCUAUCGCAUUCUCAUACACCCGACCGCAAAGUUGGCACCGACCGCGAGCGCAUACCAUCGCGUCGAGGGACAGGACAAAAAUAGCACCAAUAGCAGUAACAGUGGUAGCAACCCCGAUACCCCGAACACCGCCACCAACCCCGGCAAGAGUACAGCCGGUAGCACCCCAACGGUAAAAACCACCCCAACUACCGACGGUGUCAAUGGUCAGCGGCCGGGCAACGCGAAAACCAAAUCAAGCCAGGGACAGGAAACUGGUGGCAGUAAAAACCAACCGACUGGUCGCGCCCCACGGGAAGAAACCGCUAAUAAUAGUGUGCCGAUGGCCACUGUUAACGGUAAUCAUCGGACGAAAUCUUCAGCGACGGCUACGGCGACGACCUCGAGUGAAGUGGUUCGGACUACCAACAAAACAUCUUCACCGGUAGUCACCAGCGCAAGCUCGUCCAGCCUAAAAAUUGUUCUGGUACCGAAAGGCAAACACGAAUCAAACGCUGGAACUACUGAUGCGAAACGAAGUCCACCACCUCUGAAGGCAAUACAGUCAGUUUCCGCAGUGAACGGUGGUGCGACAACCGUGAAGCAAUCAUCAUCAAAAGAACCAACUGCUGCCGGCAAGCAAGAGACGACACCGGGCGUAGAAACGGAAAAAGCAUCACCAAACACCGCACUCAAAUGCUACGUGAAUCUUAAAACACAAACCGUCGUUGGUGCACCGUCGUCCUUGGAAAGUGUCCCAUCGAAAGCUGGCGAAAGCGAACCUCCGAAACAACCUCCGGCAGAGAUCCCACGGCUAAAGAUCGAUUUGAAAGCAAAGCUAAGUAUUCCACGGGAAAAGAAUCCGGGUUUGAGUCCGCCAAGCAGUAGCAACUCGUCCGCUGCUACAUCACCCUCGUCGGCCACCUCGGCGACGAGUUCGGCUGGUAAAAGUCCCGUCUGGCCGAUGGGGAAGGAAGAGUAUGCGAAAACGAUCGGUCUAAAGCCGGUGUAUGCGUCCAGCGUAGUACCGGAAGUCAGUCUUAGCGAGUCCACAACACAUUCUUCUUCGCACCGGAAGCGUAAGAAGGGAAAACAUUCGAAAGAAGCCGGUAGUAGUGGAAAACGAAGGAAGUUACAUGCGGAAAUCUCUUCGCAGCAUGACGCAAGUCUGAAGAUGAAGGUAAAGCUUACGGAGAAACCGCCCAAACACGAGCGGCUCAAGUCGUCUGGAAAUGAGGAGGAACCGGCACAACCGAAAUCACCCCGAGCGGUGGUACAGGAACCGGUGCCAAGUCCUCCGAAAUCUUCCAAAGUUAUCGAUAUCACAAAGGAUGAUGAUGAGGUGAAGUUUGUUGCGGAACAGAAGGUGACGAACGCCAAAAGUCCCCCAACGCCAACAGCCGUGGUCCCGAAGGAUAUUCCGGUGAGUGCUCCUGCAACGUCAUCCUCUACCACCACGUCGAAGGAAAAGUUGAACGAGAUGCGAAGUGUACGCCACAAACCGAUGGUGUACAUCCCCAACCUGGACCGUAGUCUCUCAGCGGAUGCAACUGGUGUCGGUUCCUCCAUCAACUCACUGCUGGAGAGUGUUGGGGCGAAGACUCCACUGUUGAAACCGACUCCUGCUCUGAUACCUACCUCAACGGCCGCGUCGGGACUGGGUGGAAAAUCACAACCACGUACACCGAUUCUAUCACGUCCUAUGCCAUCCUGUCCACCAUUGGCAUAUCCGAUAGCCAGUUCUCCUGUCACAAGUUCCACCACCGGGUCCAUCCGUACGAUGGCAGCUCCUCCAGCGAUCAAACGAUCGAUCAGCACGGACAAUGGUAGUGGUGGGCCGGCAAAGGUACCACGCCUUGAGCCACCUACUUUGAUGUCUCCCGUUUCCCUGCUACCUGCCAAACAACCGGCCCCAAUUCAAGCACCUAUGUUCAACUUCGCCAAAGGAGCUAACCGUGCCAAAGCUGCUCAGCAAGCGGCCGGUAUGGUACCCAGCCAACCCGAGCAUAUUCCCUACCGAUCACCGAUCAGUGCGUCCUACACGAAGGAGAUUCCGUCGACGAAGAAACCCGUCCCGAAUCUGCUUCUUCCACCGGCCACCGUUAGCGUUACAAAGAUGUCCGACAUAGUAUCAUCCACACUGUCACCGUCGCCGCUGCACGAUAAUGGGCGACCGGCGGUGGAAUUCCUACGCAUACCAUCAAACGCACCCGUUGCUGAUAAGCCCACGCUUGCCCCGUUCACUACGCCCAAGGUGAGCACAAAAGCUACAAGACCUCCACCGGCUACUAUUCCACUGAUAAAGAUCAAAAAGCCUACGGUACCGGGAAGUAAUGGUAACGAGUCAAUGCAGGGUGGCGUUACUCCGCCGAGCAUGACUCCACUAACACCUCCAAUGCGCCCAAAAGUACCUGUACGAUCAAUCUCCGAUCCAAUGGCAGGUAGUAACGGUAGUAACAUCCUCGAUCUUUCCGGUGGAACAGGACCAAACAGUCGACGGCUGUCCGACGAUGUGAUCAUUCUGGAUCACAGCCCAGUGAAGAGUAUCUCGGAUACAACCAAUCGUUCGCGUGUGGUCGAUAGUAACCGCAGCAAACCUUCGACCGGUGUUCACUUCUCACCCGUCAAACGUUCACCGGAGAUGAUCAACUUCUCAACACCGUCAAGCACAACGGCACUUCUAUCGCAGGCACUACCUCCUGUCCAAAAGACGCUUGCUCCGCUACCGAAGCUAACGGAGAUUAAUCGCCAUCGGAGUUUAACCGUACGACAACCGAACGCCUCCAUUCGCAGCAUUCCCAACCCAUCUGCGCUGGCUUUCCGAGGCACCCAGUCCGGUGUUGCUACAACCGUUUCGAACACUCCCUCCUCCACUACGGUGGGGAUGCUUAUGGCUGGGUUUGCUUCAUCAUCUGCCCAACAAAGUAACGGUAGCUUGACAGGUAGUAACCGAUCGAAUGGUAACGCCAGCAGCACAUCGAUGACAUCUUCAUCAACAACCAUCAAAACCAACACACCAUCGCUUAGCAACGGAUCAGCAAGGCAGCAGCUUACACCAAUAAUGGGUACCAAUGCAACACUAUCGGGCAAUGUACCGUUCAAGGGUACCAAUGGGAACACUGAUCCGAAGAUCCCACACAAUGGUACGAACAGCAACACCACUAACAACAACAACAACAGCAGCAAAGUUGCCAACGCUAACACGGGUCUUGCCACCAAGAAAAAGAUCGAAACGGUAGCGGCCGUUUUGAAAGCAGCUGCUGCCACUGCCGAUACAACAUCCCAGCGCAGUACAUCGGCAACAAUCAGCACAAGUUCUAGCUCGACGACAAGCACCUCUACCAACGCAUCGAACAGUGUUUCGCGAGAUGAAUCGAAAGGAAAGCCACAAAAGGAAGACAACAUAACCCAUGCAUCGGGUGUUACGAUUGCAGCAUCCAGCACGACAACGCCAAACAGCGCUGAUUCGUUGUCAAUGGUAACGGCGUCUGCUGUAAAUCGUGUUAACAGCAACAAAACGCACGCGGAAGGUAUCGUUACGAGCGUUACGACAGCGUCCAUUGCGAGCGUUACUGGUACAAGCUCGAGAAACAGCCCGGCAAGUAUAGUGAACGUGGGAUAAGACGGCUGCGUUAUCUGAUAACGUACAUAGCUGUAGGGGGUAGGUUUUUAUGGCGCCCAAUUAACUCACACACCGACCUUUUCACGUGCAAAACAAAAGAGCUGUUUUGGUUUGGUUAACAAACAGUUAGGUACGGAAUUUUUUUUUCACUGCUGACAUUUGCUUCACAUAAAGAAUAUUACACUUUCUUACCAUUUAACUAGUAUCGAUUUUGCAUACCAAUAAUACACGCAUUUUCUUAUCAUUCCUCAAUAAGCUUGACAUAAAAACCCUUUUCUUUACACUUUACGCUGCAAUAUAUCUAUCCAACAGGGAGCUACGUUUAUUAGUGUUUUUGGGGCUGUAGUAGUAACUCAGUAAAGGAUAUUUAUUUCACUACUAGUUCCCCUAAAGGGAACUCUUUAAGGAAAGAUAAUACCACUUUUAUGGAUACAUGUAUGUAUUUCUAUCACUAUAAGAUGCAGGAUUACGUGUCUCCUCGUAAAUUCAUCGCGUGUAGGUGUAGAGCAAAAUUCAUUUAAAAUGAUACCAACGGUAUGUGCUGGCAUAAAUUGUUUUCAAAGCAGCAAGAACAAAAGACACGAAGGGAACGUGGCACUAAAAAGCAAAACCCCCUUGUUAACAAUGUAUCCAAUGCGAUAGUUCCGACGCGAGUACAACUCACAACUACAGAAAGGAAGAAAACAAUGGAAAUUGAGCACAGUAAAGGACAGUAAAACAGAAAAAGCGAGAUAGAAAGCGUGUGUAGGUGUUUAAUUUCCCAAGGCAGUGAGUGGUCUAGUAGAGCCACGCUAGCGACAAACUGUUAAGCGCGGACUGGUGGGGCAUGGUGGCACGGAUGAUGAUGUUGAUGGUAGCCCUGUGCAUACGUGUAAAUAAACGACUUACGUCCGAGUUGAUGUCGUUUGUUGGCGAACCUGAAGCAUAAUAAACAAACCGGUGGAGCUUAAUCCGGGGGAGGCUUUGGGUGGAACAUCGUAAAACGGGAGCGAGAAAGUAUCGCGAAUAAAGCGUCCAUGUAGCGCCCUCGUUUUCUAGCCACCCGUGUACCGAGAUGUGCUUUUGUGUCUCACUUUAGCUGGCUUCGUGCUCGGAAGCGUAGGUACGUGGGAUAUAUGUACGGUUUGCGCUGCGAAUAUUUAAUUACCAUAUUUAGCAGCCGAUAUUAAAGCGAGACGUUUUUAAAACGAACCAUAAACAAAUACAAACUGGUAGAGUCAAUAAAUUUAGUAAAAACAUAGAAGUAGUAAAAAAAGAGGAAAAGAAGAAACAAAUGUAAAUAGAAAAAAAUGAAUGGUAAAUGUAUUACAAAAAAAGAAGAAAAAAGUAGAAGAAAAGAACAUUCAACAAAAAAGUAAAUGAUAUUCAGUGACAUAAAAGGUAAAAAAGAGAAGCAGCCAAAAGAAGCCAGCCAGUUCAGCAUUAGUUUGAUGAACUUUAAAACUAAAGUCACAUGCCAACGGCAAGCUUUUUCUUCUCUUCAUCCCUUUGUUCUCUCGCGCUCCCUCCUUCAUCCGUUAAUGUUUCAAACUACCACCAUCAUCAUCAUCAUCAGCGUUGGCGUGGCAAGCAAUCACGACGCGUUUCCCCAACAGCCAUGCGAAGAUGCGUGGCAUAUUGAAAAAAAAAGCGGGAAGAACGUACAGCUAGAUUGAUAAUUGAAGCAAAUGGAAAAAUUAUUAACCCAUCUCUUACCUCCCUUCUUCCUUUCACCCAUCGCUUCGAACAUUUGGUUGGAUUCGAUGAGUGAUAUGCUGGUGAAAGGUGGCGGGAAAGAAGAAAAUUUCAUUUACGGAAUGCUUCAUACGCGAACCAGCAUGCAGAUUGAACCGGGUCAUGCACAACCCAACAAACGAAAGAAAAAAAAGAAAAGAACUCGUACAGAGGCUGGGAAAAGCAAUCACUUCACCGUGAAGAGAAUGACGAUCGUUUUUAACUCGAGCCGAUUAUUGCUGCAGGCUGCUUGUAGGCUGGUGGGAGCAAGAAAACAGAAAACAUGAAACAGUGACAGAAGGGCAUGCGUGAAAAGUAGGAAUUGGCUAUGAAAUUUAAUUUUACACCAUAUGAUGCAUGAUUUAUUGGAAGUGGUGGUGGCGUCAAUUCGGAAACAAUGUUUCAUUUCGUUGACGCCAAAAAUGGAAAAGAAAAACAAUUAUUAUUAAUACGUGUUUUUGUUUAGUGUGGAAGAGUUUUAUGUUGAAUGUACAAAUUUAACAUGUUUGAAACUGUUUUUCAAAACCUUCGUUUUAUUUAUUGCACACUAGAUUAAUUAUGUGGUAAAGGGGAUAUUUAUGUAAAAAAAAAAACAGAAAUCUCCAGUGUCGUAGUAUAAGCUUUUGUUGAUUAAUUUUGUCUUACUAAGACAUUUAUGUACAGGUGGGUUUUUUGUUUCCAUAUACUUUGGUUGUUAAACAAAACGAUUACACUUAUUUCGGGGGAUAAAUAGUUAUAAAACAAUAUAAAAAUAUUCAGUAAACAAAUUAUGCCUAAAUAAACCGGAGGCUAGUGUGCUUGUAUUUUAGUGCAAUACGUAGUGGAAAUGCAACAAAUGACAGUAGAAACAGAAAGCGUUAAGCAUAACGAAACAUGGUGUGAGAUAACGUGCAAGAUAACAUUGAUAUUAUGAUAUACGCUCAGGGUAGAUGAUGAAACCAUCAGUUGCUGGCCAGCAUAUUCAUUGGAAGUAAAAGCAAACUGAUGUAAGUUACUAGAGGAUAAACAGAAGACAAAAGCAAAAAGAAGAGAAAAAAAGGUUUAAAACAGAAAAGAAAAGUAGAAAAGUUGAAUAAAAUAAGAAACAAAUUGUAAUUGAAGAAAAAAGAAACAAAAGUAUAAGAAAAGAUAGUAAAGAAAACGGGAAAAAGGAACAUGAAUAAAUAUUACAGCAAUUACAAUGUAGCAAAGCAAACGUGUAGCCAGUAAAACAGUCAGAAUGAAGCAAUGUGCACAUGUAACUAUUGCAUACAGUAGUCACAAAACAAUAUGUCCAGUGUAAAAUGUAACCAAAACCACAAACACAUAUAUGUACAACGUCUGUACCGAGGACACACGGUGUACACGUUUCCAUGUCCCCAUCUCUACGUAUAUAUGAAUAAUAAACAUCAAAAGGAAAAUACGAUAAUCAAUAUUUAAACAUAUCGGA